Drosophila elegans is the source of this 2531-nucleotide messenger RNA. It is a transcript of the gene Rsph3, whose product is annotated as radial spoke head protein 3 homolog B. Gene Ontology annotation, cellular component: cilium. The transcript is spliced from 4 exons. NCBI's taxonomy places the organism in Eukaryota, Metazoa, Arthropoda, Insecta, Diptera, Drosophilidae. The coding region runs from base 215 to 2227 and encodes 670 amino acids. The record is from RefSeq and is a predicted model, not a curated record.
CCGUGCGGUAGUGUGUUCCGCGGACAAACAGCCAAAACCAAGCGAAGCAACACCUGACCGGGCGACCAGCGAACCACACAAAAAAGUAUAGGAAAAUUAUUGAUUAACUUUUUUUCGGUGCGCUGGGCGAGAGAACCGUGUGGUGGCUAUUUAUAAUGAACGAGGUGACCGGUGGCCGGGAACAGGGAUAACCAGGGCGGAGGAAGCGGAGACCAUGCCAGAGACGGAACAGCAGCAUCAGCAGCAGCAGCACCCAGCACUCUCACACCCUGAACCUCAGCCAGAUCCAGACCUGGACCCGGAACCCAUCCCCGCCAAUAGACCGGAUCGCGUGCAGAACUUCUCCUUCGCCAGCAGCUAUCCCUAUGCACCAGGACGCAACUCGUCCACAUCUAACUCCAACUCUAACUAUAACUACAACUCCAACUAUAACUCCAACUACAAUUCCAACGGUUUCAACGUUCAGCGGUACCAGAGUCCUUAUAAUUUCCAGCACGUGGUGACCAACGCAUUUUCGGUGCUGCGCCAUCAGCCCUCGGAGGAGCAGGAGCUCGUUGCCCAUCCCACGCGACCCCAACAGGCCAUCGUGCGUCCCAUCAGACGUGAGGAGGCCGCCAUCCCGACGGAUCACCAGGAUCACCAUGUAGCAGAGCCUGCCGGUAAUCAGCCGCCGCCGAGAUCCUUCUUUUCGCGCAGCACCCAGGAGGUGCGCAGCUUUGCCGAUGAGCUGAGCCAGAAGCUGCGCUUCCUGGCGCCCGAGGAGAACGGCUACGGCGGACGGCAGAGCGCCAGUUCCGGCGCCUGGAUGGAUCCGGCCAUGGCCCAACGACCUCGGUUCGAGACGACUGUGCCGCAGGGCAUCUUCCUGCCGCCGCCGCAUGAAGUCCAGAUGAUACCGGCCACCAUGCUGCGCAGGCAUGUCUACGCCUACUCCUCGUAUCCCAUGAUCCUGCAGGGCUACUACGCCAAGGAUCCCGCCAUCGGUGAGGCCAAGGAGCACAAGGUGACCGCCACCCGGCUGAACGGUGUGCGUGCCACGGCUGCAGUGGCAGCGGCAACAGCAGCGGCCUCCAAAUCCGCCCACGAUUCGCAAUCCCUCGCCGGCGGUCUGCACAUCACCAAGGCGCAGUUCCAACAGCAAUUGCAGCAGCGACGCAACAACAACAGCAACAACAACAACAACAGCAACAGCAGCGACAAAAGACCCAUCGUCCCGCCGCCGGAGCCUUACAAGAACGUCAUGUACGACCGUCGCGUCAUAAAGGGCAGCAACUUCGGCAACUCCUCCAUGGUGACGGAUGUGGAUCCCUUCGACAAGGCCGCCGAAUUGAGGCGCCGCAAUAUGUUGCGCAAGCGGACGAUCCAGUGCCGCAAUCAACGCAACGUCCUGGGAACUCCGCCGCCGGUCAAGGGCCGCAAACACGAGACCAUUCAGACGGAGAAGUACCUGGAGAAGCUGGUGCAGCGCCCGCCGGAGUUCUCCAUCGACACCCAGACGGACCUGUUCCUGGAGAAGCCGCCAACGCCUCCGUUCAUCCCGGCCAAGGUGGGCGUGGACGUGGGCACCGAGAUCGGCGACGGCGAACUCUUCCACUUCGAUGCCGAGGCCCAGCCCAUCAUCGAUGUCCUGGUGGACGCGUGCAUCGAGCAGAGCAUGCUGGAGGUGGCCCACGAGAUGGAGCUGGCCAGUCUGCGGCGCAAGCAGGAAGAAUUCCUGGCCCAACGGGAGGCUGAGCUGGCCGAGCUGCGUCGCCUGGAGGCGGAGGAGAUUCGCCUGCAGGCGGAGAAGCAGCGCCGCCUGCGCCAGGAUGCGAUUGCCAAGGAGCUGGAUGCGGAGAUGCAGAAGAGCGUGACGGCGGCCAAGCUGCUCCAGGGACACAUUGCCAGCCUGGUGCCGGAGGUUCUCGAGAACAUUGAGCCGGCCAGCGAUGCCGUGAAGAAGGAGCAGCUGAUGAAGAGCGUCUGCCCGUGGCUGUCCGCCGAGGUGGCCGAGGAGGUCGGUCACAUCGUGGACUCGCGCGAGAUCCUUACGGCCAUCAUCCAGGAGAUCAUCAAGCAGCGGGCGGAAGUGUAUGCCGGCUACCGGGAUCCCGAAUCUGAGCCAUCCGCCCCGGAUGCGGGUGUUUGCGAGGAGGAGGGCUGCGCCAUCGACGAGAUGGAGGCGUGUCCUUGCGAGACGGAGGAGGAGGAGUGUCCCGAACCGCCGCCACCGCCCCCGCAUAUCUAAAUGAUUUCGUUUCAGUUUAGUUAAUAUUUCGAGUCCUUAAAAAUGGCGAUUCCUAGCCCCACACACACACACACACACACAUACACCACAAACACACACACCUGCGAUCAAGGAUGGCUGCAACUUUGUUGUUGUGUCUGGCGAAGGACUCGACUCGUCGCAGGAUUCACGACCGGGCGCCAAACACAAUUGCACAGCGGCGGCGGCGAAACGACAUCGAAUGGCAAAUUGUAAACUGAAUAAUUGUUAAAGGUUUUUGUGUUACCUAAAAUUCAACGAAUAAAGCUCAACAAAACAAACCGAA